GGCUAGGAAGGAAGCUUCUCUACGUACAGAGGAAGAUAGGUAGAGAAGAUGCUGCGACUUGUUGUGCAGUCAGCCAAGAUAAAACCACCCCGAGCUCCCCCUCCUCAACUCUGCCUGUCCGUCUAUUUCAGAGAUAUGAAGAAGAGAACCCAGGAAGUAGAAGGGAAUAACCCCAUAUGGAAUGAGACCCUAGUCUGGCACCUCUGGAACCGCCCCCUACACAGAGACUCUUUCCUGCAAAUCAUCCUUCGAGACAUGAGCUCAAUAAAGAAAGAAAGGUUUAUUGGCCUGGCCACAAUACUGCUAAAACCCUUGGUGAUGAAACCAAAGAAAGUUCUUUUCAUAAAGGAUUUGACCCUGCUCAGUAACUCCAUGAUGCCCACAGAGUGCACUGUUACCCUUCAGGUGGCCUAUAUAUCCAAGAAGAAUUAUGAGAAGUCAGGGGAUGAAGACCCCUUGGGCAUCACCACCUGGGAGGAAGCCAGGCAGAAGCAUAUGCUUCCCAGCUCCACCAUGCAUAAGCUUCUAUCUUCAAGGCCUCAGCAUUUUCAGGUUAGAGUGAAGGUGUUUGAAGCCCGACAGCUCAUGGGUAACAACCUCAAGCCAGUGGUGAAAGUGGCCAUUGGAAGUCAGCAGUUCCACUCACGGGUCAAGAUGGGGAGCAAUCCUUUCUUCAAUGAGAUCUUCUUCUACAAUUUUCAUGAGAUUCCUGCAAAGUUCUUUGAUGAGACCAUCUUAAUCCAGGUGAUAAAUUCCUCAUUGAUGAGACCCCGUGCAGAGAUCGGGAGAUUCCAAACAGAUAUUGGAUUUAUCUACCAUUCCCCAGGUCACACACUCCUGAGGAAAUGGUUAGGCCUCUGCCAACCAAGUAACCCCAACAGUGGCCUGCAAGGUUACUUGAAAGUUACCAUCUGUGCCCUUGGUGCAGGAGACCAGGCCCUGGUAGAUCAGAAGCUGCUCUAUGGGGAUGAAGACAUUGACAACAAAAUCUUCCAGUCUGCAGUGGUACCAAUCAAGAUAAUCUACUUAAAGUUCUUCAUCUACUGCGCAGAAGACCUUCAUCUCAGGAAACAUCACGUAGUGAGUCCUAUGUUGGAGGUGGAGCUCAUUGGGGAAAAGCUCACGACAAAUGUGAAGGCUGAAACUGAAAACCCAAUAUGGAACCAGUUGCUGACCUUCCAGAUUCAGAUGCCCUGCCUCUCCAGCUACAUCAAGUUCAGAAUCUUGGACUGUCCUAAGAACAAGAUCCAGGAUGAGAUUGGGACUGUCAGCCUAUUCCUCAACCAGAUCUCCUCCAGUGGAGCAGAAACAGAAGGAUCAUACUCUGGCUUCUUACCCUGCUUUGGUCCCAGCUUCCUGACUCUCCAUGGAGGUAGAAAGGCCUCAUUCAGGAUCCAGGAAGAAGGCGCUACUAUUUCCAGCUCUGUUAAGGAUGGUUUAGCUUAUCGAGGCCGAGUCUUCUUGGAGUUAAUCACCCAAAUCAAGUCCCAACAUGAUACACAGAUGGUUGCCAUCUCCCAUGAUGUGACCAGUAUAGAGAAGCAACAGAACCGUCAAAAGUAUGGGCUGUGUGUCAUCUUCCUCUCCUGUACCAUGAUGCCCAACUUUAAGGACCUGAUCCAAUUUGAGGUCAGCAUCGGCCAUUACGGAAACAAGAUGGACCUGAACUACAAGCCUCUGGUCUCAACCACACAGUACAGCCCAGUGAUAUAUGAUGGGAACAUCUACCAUUAUGUGCCCUGGUACAACACCAAGCCAGUUGUGGCAGUGACCUCUUACUGGGAGGAUGUCAGCUUCCGCAUGAACUGUCUCAACCUCCUCUUCUUCAUUCGUGACCGCCUGAAAGCCAACCUAGACAAUCUGAAAUCUAUGCGGAACCCCAAGGACCCGGCUUUGCUCACCCAAUGGAAGAAACUGCUGAGGGAACUGGAGGAGGACUGCAAGCACCCUCUACCCUCCAUGACCCAACAGCCCAAAGCAACUGAGCUGGACAAGAAAAGGUGGCAGCUCCGCAGACUCUUGCUACAGGAACUGGCUCAGAAGUCCAAAGAGGCCAAGCCCAAGAACAUGGUGGCCACUGUGGAGGGCUGGCUUUUCCGUCUCAAUUCCGUGCUCCCAGAGCCCCAGGCAAGCCUUCCAGACGUGAUGAUCUGGCUGAUGUCCAGGGAACAGCGAGUGGCCUAUGCCCAGGUGCCUGCCCACAGCAUCCUAUUCUCCCCAGCGGGGACCCUACAAUCUGGAAGGUUCUGUGGGAAGAUACAAACACUGCUUCUACAGUACCCUGAGGGUGAAGGACCGAAAGACACACUCCCAGCGGCUCUCCUGCGGGUCUGUAUGUGGCUCGGCAAUGUGAGGGACAGCAAGGACCUGCAGCUGCUCCACAAGGGCGAAGUGGCAGUAUAUGCAGAGACGUAUGAGAACGAGGCCAAGUAUAAAGAUCAGUGGGGGCAGCAGGGGCUACACCACCUCCCCAAUUUCUCAGACGUCAUGGGGCAACAAGCUCUCCCCAAGGAGGAUUUCAAGGUACCCCAAGGAUGGCACUGGCAGGGGCAGUGGACAGUGGAACCUCAGAGGAGACUGCUUCUGGACAUAGACAUCAACAAGAGCCAGGUGUUGGUGGAGGUGUAUGAGAACCAACACCGUGAUGCCACUGGGACCUGGGUGCCAGCAGCAGUCCCGAACACAGACGUGAAUGGACAGCCUGUGGAGGCUCGGGAGAAAGUGAUGUGCCCCCAAGGCUGGCACUUUAAGAAUGACUGGACUGUGGAACUCAACCAUGCGGUGGACAAUGAGGGCUGGGAGUAUGGAGUAGGGAUUCAGCCCUCAGGCCUGCCCCAUGUCUGGAACUCAGUAGAGAAGACCUACUAUUCAUGUCGCCGCCGGCGUUGGGCACGUGUGCGCUUCCGGGACCACAAGGAACUGAACUAUGAACAGGAGACUCUUUCCUUUCUGCAACUGCAUCAUCCAAGUUCAGUUCAGGAGGAAGGCUGGGAGUAUGGCACUUUCGGCUCCAAGUUCAACCUGGACCCUCAGCCCCAGAGCCAGUUCCGUCGCCGAUGCUGGCACCGCAGACUGGCCCCCAACAAGGAUAAGGGCAUUGCACCCAUAUUCCUCCUGGAAGGCUCCUUGGGUAUAGAAAUGAAACAAAGAACUCAUAAGAUACAAGAGAACAGAACAUCAACUCGGAGUUUGACCAGACUGCUCAGGGAAUCCUUGAGGUCAUCUCCAGAGUACACCCGGCCACAUGACCUGCCCUUUAUCUACUUCAUCUUCAACAAACCUUACUACUACCAGCUUUUCUGCUACAUAUAUCAGGCCCGGAACCUCAUGUCUGACCAGAUCCAUACAUUCCAGGGGCCCUUUGUUCGCGUGGUUUUCCUGAAUCACAGCCAGUACACCCAGACACUGAAGAACUCUACAGCUCCCACAUGGGCACAGACACUCAUCUUCCAGCACCUCCCUCUGUAUGAGAACCCCCAGGAUACCAAAGAGAGCCCACCACUUGUGGUGUUGGAACUAUGGCAGCGGGACUCCUGGGGCAAGGAAAGCUUGUGGGGUCGAAGUAUGUGGACCCCAGAGAUUUGGCUAGAUGUCCAAAACCGGAUCCUACCUCCCAUGAAGUGGCAUCCACUUAGGAAACAGUUGGGGGAGCAAGAGGGCGAGAUCUUGGCAUCCUGUGAGCUGAUCCUUGAGACUGAGGGUCUGAGAGAGAAGACACCAAUUUUAAGUGUCCCCUGGAAGAACGGUGUUUACAUACUCCCCAAGAUCAUUCAGCCUACCUUCAAGAAAAUGGCGAUUGAGAUCUUGGUGUGGGGCCUUCGGAACCUGAAACAGGUGCAUGCUCCCCAGCUUCUAGUGGAAUGUGGGGAGGUAUCUCUGCAGACAGAACCCAUCAGGAACUUCCAGGCCAACCCCAACUUCUCUGAGUCAGUUCUCUUCCACACGUUGUUCCUGCCAAUGGAGGAGACCUACAUGUUGCCCCUCGUGCUGAAGGUGGUGGAUGUUAAAGACUUUGGCCAGCAGAUUGUGUUGGGUCAGGCCAGUAUCAGCUCCCUACAGCCAUACUUUUGUGAUCCCUGGGCUGCAGGAUACGUGCCCCCACGGAUUCCAGUGUUUCAAUCAAAAAAUUGCCAAAAGUUCCUAGAUUACAUCUAUGAAAACUUCUGGUUCAAAUCCAGCAAAGCCGAGGAUGAAUAUGAGCAUGAAGUGGACUGGUGGAACAAACUAUUCUGGGCCACAGGAGAUGAACAGAAGUCCUGGACAUACAAGUACAAAGACUACCAUACCCUGCAGGUGUAUGACUGUGAGCUGGAGGCCGUGCCAGCCUUCCAAGGCCUACAGGACUUCUGCCAAACCUUCAAACUCUACCAAGAACAGCCCAAGUUGGACAGUCCUGUUGUAGGAGAGUUCAAGGGUCAGUUCCGUGUCUACCCUUUUCCUGAGGAUCCAGAAGCCUUCAAGCCCCCACGCCAGUUCUUAGUUCAGCAUGAGAAAGAAAACUUCCCUCAGCAGUGCUUGGUGCGGGUCUAUGUGGUGCGAGCAAUCAAUCUGCAGCCCCAAGACUAUAAUGGUCUGUGUGACCCCUAUGUCAUCCUCAAACUGGGACGGACAGAGCUUGGCAAUCGGGACAAGUACCAGCCCAACACUUUGGAUCCCAUUUUUGGCAUGAUGUUUGAAUUAAACUGCACCAUCCCCCAGGAGAAGGACCUGGAGAUCCAGCUGUAUGACUAUGACCGAUUUUCACCUGAUGAUAAGAUUGGAUCCACAGUCAUCGACUUGGAGAACCGACUCCUGUCUAGCUUUGGAGCUAGAUGUGGGCUCUCCAAAUCCUACUGCCAGUCAGGGCCCUUCAGAUGGCGGGAUCAGAUGCCCCCAAGCAUGCUUUUGGAAUAUCAUGCCAAGCGGAAAGGACUGGCUCCACCUCUGUUCAGCCCUGACAACAAAUCUGUUUUCUACAAUGGGAAAAACUUCAAACUUCUGAGCUUUGAGCCCCAGCCCACUACUCCUCCUUAUUUGGGACCUACAAAAGAACGCCUUGCACUGUACCUCCUGCAUACCCUGGGGCUGGUACCUGAGCACGUGGAGACCCGCACACUCUAUAAUGACAGCCAGCCAGGUGUUGACCAGGGAAAGAUACAGAUGUGGGUGGACAUCUUCCCCAAGAAGCUUGGACCUCCUGGGCCCCCGGUCAACAUCGGCCCCAGAAAACCCAAAAAGUAUGAACUGCGAUGCAUUAUCUGGAAAACGGCCAGUAUGGAUCUGAGUGAAACCGGCUUCAGUUCUAACAAGAUGAGUGACAUCUACGUUAAAGGGUGGCUAUUUGGGCUAGAAAAAGACAUACAGAAGACAGAUAUUCACUACCGAUCCGUGAAAGGAGAUGCCAUCUUCAACUGGCGAUUUGUCUUCACCUUAGACUACCUGGCAGCCGAGCAUAUGUGUGUCAUGAGCCAGAAGGAUUACAUUUGGAGCCUGGACCCCACAACAAUGAAGUUUCCAGCCCGGCUUAUUAUCCAAGUCUGGGACAAUGACAUUUUCUCCCCUGAUGACUUCUUAGGGGUCCUGGAGCUGGAGUUGUCUGACAUGCCCCUUCCAGCCCCAAACAAGCAUCUAUGCUCCAUGAAGAUGAUGACUGCUGACCCUAGGUGGCCCCACUUCCUCCAAAACAAGCGCUUCUCUCUCUUUAAGAAGAAGACUGUAACUGGCUGGUGGCCUUGCCAAGUCCUUGACAAAGGCAAAUGGCGUCUGUCGGGUAAAGUAAAGAUGACUUUGGAGAUUCUGUCAGAAAAGGAUGCUUUAAUCAAGCCAGCAGGACGAGGCCAGUCAGAACCCAACCAAUAUCCUACACUCCGUCCUCCUGAACGUAUCAGCACUCUCGCGCAGUUCUUUCGGACUCCUGUUAAAACUUUAUUCCACAUCUUCUGGAGACACUACCGCUACAAAAUCAUAGCCAUCGUGAUCAUAGCUGUUUUAGCGCUUAUGCUGUUCAACUUCCUCUACUCAGCUCCGAACUACUUGGCUAUGGAUUGGGUCAAACCUGAACUUCGGCUGAAUUUUCCCAUUAAUGUAUUACCCAAUGACAUCAACACCAAAGAUUCCAGCUCUCCCAUCCCCACCAGCCAGUAUGUGAACCUAAAACCUACAAGAGAUCAGGAAUUGAAAUCCCUCCAAGAAUCUAUGAAUCACACAAGAGGUAUUUUUCCAGAACUCCCAGCCCCAUAAGACUAAGCAUUUGCCAAUGCUUGCCUGGCUUUUCUGCUACCCACCAUCAGGAAAUCUUCAGGUUUCCUACCAGUUCCUUGUUUCUAUCUUCUAAGACGUAUACAAAGAGCUAGGGAUAUUCUGGUCAUUAUAUUCAGAAACCAUUUUCAACAAGAAGGGUAGUAUUACGAUUUUCCACAGAAAUAAACAAGUUUUUGUAA
Messenger RNA from Erinaceus europaeus (western European hedgehog), 6419 nucleotides. It is a transcript of the gene FER1L5, whose product is annotated as fer-1 like family member 5. Gene Ontology annotation, cellular component: cytoplasmic vesicle; T-tubule; membrane. Lineage: Eukaryota; Metazoa; Chordata; Mammalia; Eulipotyphla; Erinaceidae. The record is from RefSeq and is a predicted model, not a curated record. The transcript is spliced from 53 exons. Gene Ontology annotation, molecular function: calcium ion binding; calcium-dependent phospholipid binding. The coding region runs from base 49 to 6219 and encodes 2056 amino acids. Gene Ontology annotation, biological process: monocyte activation involved in immune response; vesicle fusion; plasma membrane repair.